Messenger RNA from Trichomonas vaginalis G3, 352 nucleotides. Its product is annotated as protein of unknown function, DUF4106 family. The record is from RefSeq and is a predicted model, not a curated record. The transcript has a single exon. NCBI's taxonomy places the organism in Eukaryota, Parabasalia, Trichomonadida, Trichomonadidae. The annotation marks the transcript as partial.
AUGCCACGUAAGCUACGUAAGAAUAUACGUAAGAGGAAGGGAGCAUUGAAACAUCCAAUAGUAAAACUGACACCACAACAACAGUUGCAACAACAAAUGAUGAAUGACCCCACUAUGUUGCAACAAAUGUCAAGCAACCCUAUGCUUUUAAACCGAGUUAUUGGUGCACAGAGUGGAGGUUUAAGAGCGGCACUUUUAGCGAAAAUGGCAGGCUAUGGUGGAGCUGCAGACGGAACAGCUUAUAACCCUCAAAGUCAAAUGAAUUUGAGUUCACUCAAAAAUCAAAUAACAGAUGUCAAAAAGUCAAACAUAGACAUACAGAAACAAAUAAGCGAAAACGAAAAGAAACUAG